AUGUUCCUCUGGGCUUCAACAACCUUCAAUCCUGCCACGGAUAUACCGGACCUCAGUGGCAGGGUGAUACUCGUCACCGGAGGCAACACCGGUCUCGGAAAGCAGUACAUUCUUGAACUCUGUCGUCAUAACCCGGCACAGGUUUGGCUGGCCGCAAGGAAUCUCGACAAGGCGCAAGCGGCCGUGGCCGAGAUCCAAAGCCAGGUCCCUGGUGCUCCCAUUGAGAUUCUCGAGAUUGAUUUAUCGUCGCUCUCCUCCGUGGAGAAGGCAGCUCGCGAGUUCCAGCAACGAUGCGAUCGGCUUGAUAUAUUGAUGCUCAACGCCGGCAUCAUAAUGGCGCCCCUCGGAAAAACACAGGAUGGCUAUGAAGUACACUUUGGUACCAAUUACAUGGGUCAUGCGCUUUUGACUAAGCUGUUGCUUCCAACGAUUGAGAAGACAAUAGCUAACCAGGACUCGCCCGAUGCACGAAUCUUGAUUGUGAGCUCUUCUGGAUAUAAGCUGGCACCGAAAGAAGGAAUUGCAUAUGAGUCCAUCAAAACGACGUGUGCUGACUGGUGGAACAUGUCACGAUAUGGGCAGAGCAAGCUCGCUUUGAAUCUCUGGACCCGUCAGCUCGCCAAGCACUAUCCCAAUAUCAAGUGUGCCUCCAUCCAUCCAGGCGUUGUGGACACUGAGCUUGGGGUACCUCGUGGUGUCGUGUUAAGCUACUGGUCGUCGUUUUUGCGUUUGGCGUCCCUCACCCUCCUCCGUUACGUGUCAUUAGAGGAGGGUGUAAAGGGUCAGCUCUGGGCGACGUCCACUAAAGAUCUGCAGUCGGGAGAAUACUACACCCCCAUUGGCAAAGUUGAAACAUUGAAGGCAGAAUGGAAGGAUGAUGCACUAUCAAAGAAGCUUUGGGAUUGGACCGAGGAAGAGCUCAAGCCACAUGCUGGUUGA
Molecule: messenger RNA, 939 nt
Organism: Clonostachys rhizophaga
Lineage: Eukaryota; Fungi; Ascomycota; Sordariomycetes; Hypocreales; Bionectriaceae
Source: the annotation of a GenBank genome assembly